Closterium sp. Naga37s-1 is the source of this 2940-nucleotide messenger RNA. The record is from the annotation of a GenBank genome assembly. Lineage: Eukaryota; Viridiplantae; Streptophyta; Zygnematophyceae; Desmidiales; Closteriaceae.
AUGCUCUCACUCCCAGCCUACCACACCCAUACUCCCACUCCCAUACUCUCACUCACAUACUCUCACUCCCAUACUCUCAUCACUCCCAUACUCUCACUCCCACCUCUCACUCCCAUCCUCUCACUCCCAUCCUCUCACUCCAUCCUCUCACUCCCACCUCUGACUACCAUACUCUCACUCCCAUCGGCUCACUCCAAUCGCCUCCCUCCCAUCGCCUCCCUCCCAUCGCCUCCCUCCCAUCGCCUCCUUCCCAUCGCCUCCCUCCCAUCGCCUCCCUCCCAUCGCCUCCCUCCCAUCGCCUCCCUCCCACCGCCUCCCUCCCACUGCCUCCCUCCCACCGCCUCCCUCCCACCGCCUCCCUCCCACCGCCUCCCUCCCACUGCCUCCCUCCCACCGCCUCCCUCCCACUGCCUCCCUCCCGCCGCCUCCCUCCCACUGCCUCCCUCCCACCGCCUUCCUCCCAUCGCCUCCCUCCUCUGCCUCCCUCCCACCGCCUCCCUCCCACCGCCUCCCUCUCACUGCCUCCCUCCCACCGCCUCCCUCUCACCGCCUCCCUCCCACUGCCUCCCUCCCACCGCCUCCCUUUCACCGCCUCCCUCCCACUGCCUCCCUCCCACCGCCUCCCUCUCACCGCCUCCCUCCCACUGCCUCCCUCCCACCGCCUCCCUCCCACUGCCUCCCUCCCACCGCCUCCCUCCCACCGCCUCCCUCCCACCGCCUCCCUCCCACCGCCUCCCUCCCACCGCCUCCCUCCCAUCGCCUCCCUCCCACCGCCUCCCUCCCACCGCCUCCCUCCCACCGCCUCCCUCACAUCGCCUCCCUCCCAUGGCCUCACAUGGCAGUGAUCAUGCCGGAGGGGUCGCACGUGAGGCCCGUGGCACUGCUGCAGUCGGGACUCGCACCACUCCACCUGGAGAUGCUCUGCCCCCAUGCCGCCUGGCACUCCUGCAGGAAUUGCACUGCAACGAGUGGCAGUGGGAGGGGGGCAGAGGGGGGCGAAGAGGGGGGGUGAGCUGCGAAGCGCGUACAUCGCCCUCGCUCUGUCCGCCCUCUCUCUCUGCCCAUCGUACUCGCCCUCUCUCUCUGUCACUCGCCCCUGCUCUAUCACUCGCCCCUGCUCUGUCACUCGCCCCUGCUCUGUCACUUGCCCUUGCAAUCUGUCCUUCGUCCUUGCUCUUUGACUUUCGCUACUUUUUAUCCUUCGCCCUUCUUCUCUGCCCCUCGCCUCUCUUUGUCCUUCGCCCUUCCUCUCUGCCCCUCGCCUCUCUCUGUCCUUCGCCCAUGCUCUGUCCGCUCUUUUCUCUCUGUCCGCCCUUUGCUCUAGGAUCGAUCGAUCUUGCUCUGACCUUCGCCUCGCUGUCUGCCCAUCGCCAUUUCGCUCUCUGUCCAUCGCCCUUUCGCUCUCUGUCCUUCGCCCUUUCUCUCUCUGUCCGUCGCCCUUUCGCUCUCUGUCCAUCGCCCAUUCGCUCUCUGUCCAUCGCCCUUUUGCUCUCUGUCCAUCGCCCUUUCGCUCUCUGUCCAUCGCCCUUUCGCUCUCUGUCCAUCGCUCUUUCGCUCUCUGUCCAUCGCCCUUUCGCUCUCUGUCCAUCGCCCUUUCGCUCUCUGUCCUUCGCCGUUUCUCUCUCUGUCCGUUGCCCUUUCGCUCUCUGUCCAUCGCCCUUUCACUCUCUGUCCAUCGCCCUUUCGCUCUCUGUCUAUCGCCCUUUCGCUCUCUGUCCAUCCCCUUUCGCUCUCUGUCCUUCGCCCUUUCUCUCUCUGUCCGUCGCCCUUUCGCUCUCUAUCCAUCGCCCUUUCGCUCUCUGUCCAUCGCUCUUUCGCUCUCUGUCCAUCGCCCUUUUGCUCUCUGUCCAUCGCCCAUUCUCUCUCUGUCCAUCGCCCUUUCGCUCUCUGUCCAUCGCCCUUUCGCUCUCUGUCCUUCGCCCUUUUGCUCUCUGUCCAUCGCACUUUCGCUCUCUGCCCGUCGCCCUUUCGCUCUCUGUCCUUCGCCCUUUCGCUCUCUGUCCUUUCGCUCUCUGUCCAUCGCCCUUUCGCUCUCUGUCCAUCGCCCUUUUGCUCUCUGUCCAUCGCCCUUUCGCUCUCUGUCCUUCGCCCUUCCGCUUUCUUGCCAUCUCCCUUUCGCUCUCUGUCCAUCGCCCUUUCGCUCUCUGUCCUUCGCCCUUUCGCUUUCUGGCCAUCUCCCUUUCGCUUAAUGUCCAUCACCCUUUCGCCCUCUGUCCAUCGCCCUUUCGCUCUCUGACUGACGCCCUUUCGCUCUCUGUCCAUCGCCCUGUCGCUUUCUGGCCAUCUCCCUUUCCCUCUCUGUCCAUCGCCCUUUCGCUCUCUGUCCUUCGCCCGUUCGCUUUCUGGCCAUCUCCCUUUCGCUCUCUGUCCAUCGCCCUUUUGCUCUCUGUCCAUCGCCCUUUCGCUCUCUGUCCUUCGCCCUUUCGCUUUCUGGCCAUCUCCCUUUCGCUCUCUGGCCAUCGCCCUUUCGCUUUCUGGCCAUCUCCCUUUCGCGCUCUGUCCAUCGCCCUUUCGCUCUCUGUCCAUCGCCCUUUCGCUCUCUGUCCUUCGCCCUUUCGCUUUCUGGCCAUCGCCCUUUCGCUCUCUGGCCAUCGCCCUUUCGCUCUCUGUCCUUCGCCCUUUCGCUUUCUGGCCUUCUCCCUUUCGCUCUCUGUCCUUCGCCCUUUCGCUUUCUGGCCAUCUCCCUUUCGCUCUCUGUCCAUCGCCCUUUCGCUCUCUGUCCAUCGCCCUUUCGCUCUCUGUCCUUCGCCAUUUCGCUUUCUGGCCAUCUCCCUUACGCUCUCUGUCCUUCGCCCUUUCACUUUCUGGCCAUCUCCCUUUCGCUCUCUGUCCAUCGCCCUUUCGCUCUCAGUCCAUCGCCCUUUUGCUCUCUGUCCUUUGCCCUUUCGCUUUCUGUCCAUCACCCUUUCGCCCUCUGUCCAUCGCCCUUUCGCUCUCUGA